GAGGCCAGCAUCGCGAACCCAAACGUCUCAGAGGAGGCCAAGGAGCGCGCUCAGGAGCGCCUGCAGAAGUUGGAAGACACCGGCGAGCUUCGAUCCCGCGAAGCUCACGAGGACAACGUCGCAAUCGGUCACAAGGCGAACCUGUCGAACCCCCACACCAGCCAAGGGGCCAAAGAGCACUCUGCUCAGAUCCUUGACGAGAUG
Dichomitus squalens LYAD-421 SS1 is the source of this 204-nucleotide messenger RNA. RefSeq lists its product as uncharacterized. The record is from RefSeq and is a predicted model, not a curated record. NCBI's taxonomy places the organism in Eukaryota, Fungi, Basidiomycota, Agaricomycetes, Polyporales, Polyporaceae. Gene Ontology annotation, cellular component: cytoplasm. The annotation marks the transcript as partial. The transcript has 2 exons.